AUGGGAACCGAGAACCUUACAUUUGUGACAGAGUUUAUCUUGGCAGGACUCUCCACCAACCACCGGAAGACACAGAUUUUACUUUUUUUGGUAAUCCUCCUCGUAUAUUUAUUUACUCUUGUGGGGAAUCUGACGACCAUCGUCCUGGUACGAACGAACUCCCACCUCCACACCCCCAUGUACUUCUUCUUGAUGCAUCUCUCAGGCCUAGAGAUAUGUUAUGUCACCACCACCUUGCCCCAGACGCUGGCUCACCUCCUGUCUGGAAAUGGAUCCAUCUCUUUCAGUCGUUGCAUGUUCCAGAUCUACGCUUUCCAGUCCUUGGCUGGCACUGAAUGCUUCCUGCUGGGUGCCAUGGCUUACGACCGCUACUUGGCCAUCUGCCACCCCUUGGUAUAUACCACUGCCAUGGGCAGAUGGUGCCAGUGGCAACUUGCUUCUGCAUCUUGGGUUAGUGGCUUCCUCCUUGCCUUGAUAAACGUGGUAUGCACUCUUCAUUUCCCCUUCUGUGGCCCCAACCACCUCAACCACUUCUUCUGCGAGCUACCAAUGUUGUUGAAACUUGUUUGUGCUGAUACUCCAGUCCUAGAAGCCAUCCUUUUGGGGACAGCUGGGUUGGCCAUCCUGGGCCCUCUGUUUGUAAUCUUGACUUCCUAUGGACUCAUUCUGUCCUCUGUGUUACGAAUGCAGUCUACUUCAGGACGUCAUAAGGCAUUCUCCACCUGUGCUUCCCACUUGGUCGUGGUCACCUUGUACUAUGGCACCACCUUCUUUAUGUACUUGAUACCUCGGUCACGCAUGGCCCCUGAUCGUGAUAAGAAGAUUGCUGUCCUCUAUGCUGUCGUCACCCCUCUCCUUAACCCAAUCAUUUACACUUUGCGGAACAAGGAUGUCCACAAGGCAGUGACGAAGAUGUUGAAAAGGAAGUCCUUUGAAUAA
Messenger RNA from Gekko japonicus, 939 nucleotides. Its product is annotated as olfactory receptor 2D3-like. Gene Ontology annotation, cellular component: membrane. Gene Ontology annotation, molecular function: olfactory receptor activity; G protein-coupled receptor activity. The transcript has a single exon. Gene Ontology annotation, biological process: G protein-coupled receptor signaling pathway. The record is from RefSeq and is a predicted model, not a curated record. Lineage: Eukaryota; Metazoa; Chordata; Lepidosauria; Squamata; Gekkonidae. The coding region runs from base 1 to 939 and encodes 312 amino acids.